UUCUCUCCCAGUAAUCUCUUCACAUACUGAAUGGCUAUGGCUUCUGUGUCUUUCAUACUCCUGAGCUUGCUUCCUCUGUGUGGGACUGCAGUGCUAGCUGAAGAAAACAGCGUUGAUGAGUUCCCUUCUUUUUGUGGCGAUUAUGAGUGUCCUAAAUACCAGAUGUUGAAAAGAUACAACACUUUUGAACUUAGAAGAUAUGAAGCCACUCGCUGGGUGACGACACAAUUAGACACAGACAUGUUUGGUCUUGGAAUAAUGAAAAGCUUCAAACGUCUCUAUAAUUAUAUCAACGGCCAGAACACAGAAGGUGUAUCUAUUAAAAUGACUGUCCCUGUUCGUGCUAUUGUGCCAUUGUUUGACCAAUCCAUUAAUGCCACAAUGGGUUUCUUUGUGCCAACGGCCAUUGCGAACCCCCCUGCACCCACGGACUCUUCUUUGUAUUUGGACAGCCUUCCUCCAACAUCUUUCUAUGUCAGGUCAUUUAGUGGCUAUGCCCUGAAGUCCGACUAUGAGAAGGCAUCAAAGGCUCUCUCAGAAGAGCUUGAAGACCUAGGUCUAGCUUAUGAUGUGAAUUUUGGAAUAGCAGCAGGAUAUAAUGACCCUCUGACAUUUUUUAAGCGUCACAAUGAAGUGUGGUUCAGGGCACUAAACCAGUAAAUGCCGAAUUUAGUAUUUUUGUGGUGCAGCACUUGUACUUAUGUGAGUAUGUUUCUGAGAUCUAGUUUUCUUAUAACCUGAAACCACGUUCUGUGCUUUUUUUUUUGUACCUUACUGACAUCACUGCCCUUUUUCUUUUGCAAAAGGUGUAUACUGGGCCAAAGCAAAAGUUGGCAAUAGUAAUUAAAUGAAGGUGUGACAUAAAACUAUGAAAAGUUUUCUGUAAA
Molecule: messenger RNA, 887 nt
Organism: Bufo bufo (common toad)
Lineage: Eukaryota; Metazoa; Chordata; Amphibia; Anura; Bufonidae
Product: heme-binding protein 2-like
Exons: 4
Coding region: 31-660 (209 amino acids)
Cellular component (GO): cytoplasm
Source: RefSeq, a predicted model, not a curated record